AAUGAAGCUGCAAUUAAUUUGAAACGUUUCCAGGCUGAGCUGCAAACACGAUAUGCAUUUUCAAGUCAAUAAAUAAAAACUGAACACACACAUCUGCACAAACAGCCGACGUUGCAUUGCUUUUUUCAGUUUCCAAACACGAACAAAAAACAAACGCCGGACCAACUGCAAACCAGUUCAACUUCAAAACAACUAAACUAAAACACACCGUUGCCGUCGCUCUCUGUCGCCUGCCUGCCAGCGAGGGGCUUUUGCCGUUUGCUUUUCGCUGGUCAUUUUCGUUAACAAGUCUGACUGGACGUGGAAUGUGUGGGAGUUGUUUUUGGUCUCUGUGUCUCUCUAUUUGCCUUUGCAAUAAUACAUACGCAUAUAGAAUAUAUACGCGUGUGUGUGUGUGUGCCUACACGCAAGAAGCGGCUGUUCAAUUAAAGAACAAAAGAGAUUUUUUUUUAGCUUAUUUAGAAAAGUUUGAAGCCUUAACAUGUCCUACGGAGGAUAUACUCAACUGCCCAGCGGCAGCAUCGAUCAUGAGCACCGCCAGCAACAGGUUGUGGCCAACACAUACGAUGUGCUCCAGCGCACGAGUGAAAGUAUUCAGCGAUCACAGCAAGUCGCAAUUGAGACUGAAACCAUUGGAACCGGGGUACUCGGCGAACUGGGGGAGCAACGGGAAUCGUUGUUGCGCACCACACGGCGACUGGAAGACGCCGAUCAGGAAUUGUCGAAAUCGCGGAUUAUCAUACGCAAGCUCAGCCGUGAAGUGCUCUACAACAAGAUUGUUUUGAUCUUAAUCAUUAUACUGGAGGUGGCCAUCCUCAUUGGCCUCCUAGUGCUGAAGUUUGCACAUCUGUAAAUUCCAAAGAUAUCCUGUAUUUGUAUUGAAUAUGGACUUUUAUUUAGUAUAUCUCUGUUUUGCAUCUAACAAUUCUAGGUUAAGAACAUGCCUCAGACAUGUAGGAUAUUGUGUUGUAAAUGGUACAUAUAUAUAAUCGAUAUUAAUAAAACACAGCUAAAAAUUA
Messenger RNA from Drosophila grimshawi, 1019 nucleotides. RefSeq names its product vesicle transport through interaction with t-SNAREs homolog 1B (gene Vti1b). NCBI's taxonomy places the organism in Eukaryota, Metazoa, Arthropoda, Insecta, Diptera, Drosophilidae. Gene Ontology annotation, molecular function: SNARE binding; SNAP receptor activity. The record is from RefSeq and is a predicted model, not a curated record. Gene Ontology annotation, cellular component: SNARE complex; Golgi apparatus; ER to Golgi transport vesicle membrane. The transcript is spliced from 4 exons. Gene Ontology annotation, biological process: macroautophagy; intra-Golgi vesicle-mediated transport; retrograde transport, endosome to Golgi. The coding region runs from base 482 to 853 and encodes 123 amino acids.